AUGUAUAACGCUUCGCAUUCAAUUGUAAUUGGGAAUAAGCAACCGCCACCCUCGCUAAAUGGCGGUGUGCAUCCUGCUGGGCAAAAUCCUGCUGUUGUAAUGAACCCUCAAGCUCAACCACAAUCACAAUCGCAACAACUGCAACAACAACAACAACAACAACAACAACAACAAGUAGCUCCACCUCCACCUCAACUGCAGCAACCGCAACCACCACAGCAACCGCCACAACCACCUCCACAUCCCAGUGGUCCUGGAAUAAUAGUUGCUGCAGCACAAGCUACAGCUAACCAGCAAGCACAUGCACAAGCACAAGCACAAGCACAACAGCAGCAGCAGCAACAACAACAACAACAACAACAACAACAACAGGGUCAGACACCUCGAAAUCCCGCUGCCAACACUCUCAGCGAUACGACUGCAUCUACUUGGCUAGCGGUUGGCUCUUUGGCAGAAAGCAUGGGUGAUUUGGAGCGCGCCUUAUCCUCAUACGACUCAGCUUUGAGACACUCUCCAAAUAAUCCCGAGAUUUUGACAAAAUUGGCUAAUGUGUACCGCUCAAAAGAUGUCUUUUUCAAGGCUGCUGAGCUAUACGAACAAGCUCUCAAUUUUAAUCCAGAAAAUGGAGAAACAUGGGGUUUAUUGGGUCAUUGUUAUUUGAUGUUGGAUGAUUUGCAAAGAGCAUAUGCGGCUUACCAGCGCGCUUUGUACUAUUUGGAAAAUCCAAAUGUUCCAAAAUUGUGGCACGGAAUUGGUAUAUUGUAUGAUAGAUACGGGUCGUUGGAAUAUGCAGAAGAAGCAUUUGUGCGUGUUUUGGAAUUGGAACCAAACUUUGACAAGGCUAACGAAAUUUAUUUCCGUUUGGGAAUAAUCUAUAAGCAUCAAGGAAAACUACAACCUGCUUUGGAAUGUUUCCAAUAUAUCUUGAAUAACCCUCCUCAUCCACUUACUCAGCCAGAUGUAUGGUUUCAAAUUGGUUCGGUAUUAGAACAGCAAAAGGAUUGGAAUGGGGCCAAGGAAGCAUAUGAAAAAGUUUUACAAGUUAACCCUCAGCACGCCAAAGUCUUACAACAGUUGGGUUGUCUUUAUUCGCAAGCCGAAUCGAAUCCACCAACACCCAGACAAAGUAAUGGGUCGCAUUCACAUCAAGAUAUUCAACCAUUCCAACAGGACUUAAAUAUUGCUUUGAAAUAUCUAAGUCAAUCAUUGGAAAUUGACCAAAGUGACGCACAUUCUUGGUAUUAUUUAGGAAGAGUUCACAUGAUAAGAGGUGACUUCAAUGCGGCUUACGAAGCUUUCCAACAAGCGGUGAAUAGGGAUUCCAGAAACCCGACAUUUUGGUGCUCAAUUGGUGUAUUAUACUAUCAGAUUAGUCAAUACCGUGACGCUUUAGAUGCAUAUACUAGAGCCAUACGCUUAAAUCCGUAUAUUAGUGAAGUUUGGUAUGAUUUGGGUACGUUGUAUGAGACUUGUAACAACCAAAUUAGUGACGCGUUGGAUGCAUAUAGACAAGCAGAAAGACUAGACCCAGGCAAUCCACAUAUCAAGGCGAGGUUGGAUCAAUUGAUCAAAUACCAACAGGAGGGAAACACACAUCCGCCUCAACCUCCGCCUAGUAUUCAACAACCUAGACUACCACAGGGAAUGGUUUUGGAAAGUAAUCAGCAAACCGGCCAGCAAAUCCCAGGUGGCAGUGUUCCUCAUCCGUCUGAGUUGCAGCAAACCCAGCAGCAACAGCAGCAGCAGCAGCAACAUCAACAACAACAUGGUCAGCCACUAGGUGAACUUCCUCAACAUCAACAACAUGGCCAAAUGCCUGGACCUUUGAACAGUUCUGCGGCAGCAGCAGCGCAGCCACCACCACCACCUCCUCCCCAGUUGGUAGCACAUCAAACUGCCUCGCAGUUGCCUGCGCCACCACAACACCAACUUGUUCAACAACAACUCCAGCAGCAGCAACAACAACAGCAACAGCAACAACAACAGCAACAACAACAACAGCAACAACAACAGCAACAACAACAACAACAACAACAGCAACAGCAACAACAGCAACAGCAGCAACAGCAACAACAGCAGCAACAACAACAACAACAACAGAAACAACAAAUACAACAGGGACAGCCUGGCUUGAUAGCAAGACUAUCACAUUAUCAAGGACAACAAUCGAGCGUAUCAACACCAGUUCAGCAACCGCAGCAAUUGCAACAACCACAACAACUGUCGCAACCUCAAACGCAACUUUCCCAACGACCUCCACAAGUUCAACAAAGAUUUACUUCUACUCUCCCUCAGCAAGCCUCCACUUUACCCUCACUUAAUCAACCACCAACUUCUUCUCAAUUUCCUCCAAACGAGCCAUUGACAUCUGAAGGUAUACAAGGUAGGCCUAUGGAAAUAAAGACCGAAAAUAGUUCACAAAUUGAAUCACCUCGUUUGCCCGCUAUUCAUCAACAGUCGAAUGAUAACAAAAGAAUUUUAAAUCCUGAGCAACCGGAGCCGAUUAAGAAUACUCAAAGGGAUACCCAGCAAGUUUCCCAUUUGGAACAAUCUGAUCAGCAAGAUGGCAAUAAGCUUCCCGCGGUUAAUUCAAAAGAGUCAACACAAGUCUCAGUUUUCCCACAACCCCCACCUACUGCUACCCAAUUACCCUCUAUAACAAUGGCUCAAGAUGAAAGCAAAAAUGUUACUUCAACUAGCAAUGAGACCAACGGGAAGCACAAUUUAGAAGAUAAACAUGAUGAAGGGAAGAUUUUGAAAAAACGACAUGAAGGGUUUACUACGUCUCCAACGCUGACAAAGACAGAACAAGAAUUGAAAGAUGAAAAGACUGAAUCGAAAUCAAUACAGAGUGAAGUAAGAACAAUUCCUAAAUCCAAGCAUAAAACUGAAGAUGCUGGUGUUGUUCUUGCAAGCGACAGCAAAAGUGAACAGCCGAAAUCAGAUACUCCUUCCUUAGCCAAUGUGUCUGCAGUUCCUCUAUAUUCUUCUAACGUUACAAGUAGAGAGGGAAACAACUCUUAUGAGUCGCCUGACGAAGUGGAAUCGGCUGCAAUACCGUCGGAUGCCAUAAAGAACGAGGAAACAGUGCAGCAAAACGAUAAUGAUACACUCGAUAAGAAAACUCAUGAGCAUUCCGAGCUGAAAGAAGACAAAAAAGAGGAAGAGGAAGAAAAAGAAAGUGAUAAACAGGAAGCAGUUCUUGAAGCUGCAGAAGAAAGAAAACAACCGGAUGUGAGGGAUGACGCAGCUCAGCAAAAAGUUUCAGGAGAUGAAGAGAAAAACGAAGCGGAGGCAAAGGAAGAGACGAAAAGAGAGGAUCUCAACGAACUCGAUGGUGGCGAUGCUAAGGUUAAGUCUGCCAAGGAUAAUGUUAACGUCGAUAAUGAUAAUGACGAUGAUAAUGAUGAUAAGAAGGGAAAUGAAAAUGGAGAAAAAGAAGGAGGACAAGUGGCGGAGGUGGUAGAGGAGGCAGGAGAGGAAAAGGAGGAAAAGGAGGAAAAGAAAGAAACUGUUUCAAAAGAUGACAAUGUUGAACCUCCAAUGAGGAAAGUUGAAGAGGACGAAAACUACGAUGACGAUUGA
Molecule: messenger RNA, 3585 nt
Organism: Lodderomyces oxycetoniae
Lineage: Eukaryota; Fungi; Ascomycota; Pichiomycetes; Serinales; Debaryomycetaceae
Gene: SSN6
Product: transcription regulator
Exons: 1
Coding region: 1-3585 (1194 amino acids)
Biological process (GO): negative regulation of transcription by RNA polymerase II
Cellular component (GO): transcription repressor complex
Molecular function (GO): RNA polymerase II cis-regulatory region sequence-specific DNA binding; chromatin DNA binding; protein binding
Source: RefSeq, a predicted model, not a curated record